Messenger RNA from Maniola jurtina (meadow brown), 884 nucleotides. RefSeq names its product centrosomal protein 20. The coding region runs from base 243 to 677 and encodes 144 amino acids. Gene Ontology annotation, molecular function: protein binding. The transcript is spliced from 3 exons. NCBI's taxonomy places the organism in Eukaryota, Metazoa, Arthropoda, Insecta, Lepidoptera, Nymphalidae. Gene Ontology annotation, cellular component: centrosome; motile cilium; ciliary basal body. The record is from RefSeq and is a predicted model, not a curated record. Gene Ontology annotation, biological process: microtubule anchoring; cilium assembly.
AACUGUAGAUAUUUUUGACUUUGAUCAUAGACUUUGAUAAACUGAAAAAAGUCAAUCUUAAGUCCGAGGCAAUUUAAAAAAUAACACAAGCAAGAGUUUAUUUCUGAACAAGAUUAAGAGCUUUGUAAAAGCAAGCGCCCCAAAUUAGAACAUCGUAGAAAUAGAUCGAAUAACACUUUUUAUUUGAUACUUCAUUAAAAAGACCUCUUCGCUUGGAAAUAAUCGAAUUUGAAUCCAAGAAAAUGAACGAAAACCAAACGAUUUCGGAGAAGGAACUAUUGGACGCCCUAAAAAACCUUUUGAAAAAAACCGGUCAUCUGAAUAAAUUUCAGGCAGAGAUACGUGCAAAGGUGACGGAAAUUCUACAAGAAAGACAGGUAUCUCAAAACCCCGACUUCCAAAGUCCUGGCGCACCAAAACCGACCAACGAAGUGCUACUGAUCAACGAACUGAUCAAGGAAUAUUUAGAAUGGAACGGCUACCUGUACACCGCGACGGUGCUGACGUCAGAGGCCGCCAUGCCCGCCGCGCAAAAGCCGCGCGCGGAGCUGUGCGCGGAGGUGGGCGUGAAGGACGACGACAAGUCUUCGGCACUGCCGCUGCUGGCCAACAUCGUCGCCGCCUACACGGAGCGCAUCAAACGCAAGAUCAGCAAGAGCAAGAAGGACAGCGUCUAACUGAUGUCCGCACCGAGUGCCUCCCGCACGUCCGCAUCACAUCCGUUUCACGUUGGUGCCUCCGCUUUAUGACAUUUUGGCCACAUUCCUCGUGUCUAAUUCGAACUAGGAUCAUCAAUAAAAUUGUACCUAUCCUGUCGGCAUCAGUUUCAAGUAAAGAUUGAAUAGGCAUCUUCUAGGCAAGUGCGCUUUAUCUCGGGCUGCAUC